Messenger RNA from Triticum aestivum (bread wheat), 1979 nucleotides. RefSeq names its product putative receptor protein kinase ZmPK1. Gene Ontology annotation, molecular function: ATP binding; protein kinase activity. The transcript is spliced from 2 exons. Gene Ontology annotation, biological process: protein phosphorylation. The record is from RefSeq and is a predicted model, not a curated record. Bases 6 to 1790 code for a protein of 594 amino acids. Lineage: Eukaryota; Viridiplantae; Streptophyta; Magnoliopsida; Poales; Poaceae.
GAAAAAUGGACACAUUCCUCUUCCUUACCAUUCUUCCAUUGCUCACCGCUCUGCCAUGCUCAUAUGCUCAGUCGAUGCUAAGCACUCGCUCAUCCUUAUCUGUAGAAGAGCAUAGGCAGACCUUCCUUACCUCACCAAAUGAUGAUUUUUCUUGCGGCUUCUAUGAAGUUGGAGAGAAUGCAUUCUCCUUCUCUAUCUGGUUCACCAACACCAUGGAAAAGACUGUUGUAUGGUCUGCAAACCCCAGGUCCUUGGUGAAUGGCCAUGGUUCCAUGGUGUCUCUGAACCAUAAUGGAAACUUGGUCCUCGCUGAUGUCAAUGGCACCGUGACUUGGGAGAGCAAGACAAGCUCUGGCGAGGGCACGGUGGUUUCCCUUCUUGACACCGGCAACCUCAUAAUCAAAGACUACACUGGUGCAAAUUUGUGGGAAAGCUUCUCUUCACCGACGGAUACAUUGCUACCAAUAAUGUGUCCGUCUCACUUGAAGAAUGUAAAAAGACAUGCUUGGACAUUUGCUCCUGCUCAGCUCUCACAACGGAGGGAGUACAAGGCAGGAUCUGGAUUUUGCUACACCAAAGCUGUACUCUUCAAUGGUUACAGCUCCACAAAUUUUCCUGGCGACAACUAUGUCAAACUGCCAAAGAAUAUGAGCAUCUCCAGACAGUCUCAUAUCACAUGCAAUCCGGAUAUUCGAGUGGUUGUACAAGGAUCUGCAAGUAUGUAUGGAAUGAAUGAUGUCAACAAGAGUUAUACAAUUUAUUAUGUGUUCGCAGCAAUACUGGGAGCCCUAGUCUUGCUCUUUAUCGGUACAAGCUGGUCGUUUCUUUACAGCAAGCAAAAUAUACCUAAGUCAAUGGAAGAAGGUUAUAGGACUGUGAUGAGCCAGUUCAGGAUGUUCAUCUACAGGGAAUUACGGGAAGCAACUGGAAAGUUCAAGGAAGAGAUUGGAAGAGGGGGUUCGGGAAUUGUUUAUAGAGGGGUACUUGAAGAUAAGAGAGUGGUGGCAGUGAAGAAACUAACUAGCGUUUCACAUAGUGAGGAGGAAUUCUGGGCAGAAAUGAAUAUAAUUGGAAGGAUCAACCAUAUGAAUUUAGUAAGGAUGUGGGGGUUUUGCUCUGAGGGUCAACACAAACUGCUGGUGUACGAGUAUGUGGAGAAUGAAUCACUUGACAAGUUUAUAUUUGGUAAUGUAAGUGCUGAGAGAUUACUUGCAUGGAGCCAACGAUUCAAAAUAGCACUAGGAACAGCAAGAGGCUUGGCAUACCUCCAUCAUGAGUGCCUUGAGUGGGUAAUCCAUUGUGAUAUAAAGCCAGAGAACAUACUCCUGACCCGAGACUUCGAAGCAAAGAUAGCAGACUUCGGACUAGCCAAACUCUCAAAGAGAGACAGUUCCAGUUUCAAUCUCACCCACAUGAGAGGAACAAUGGGCUACAUGGCGCCAGAGUGGGCACUGAAUUUGCCGAUCGACGCAAAGGUUGAUGUAUACAGUUAUGGCGUUGUACUUCUCGAGAUUGUGACUGGAAAUAGGAUCUCAAGUGGGAUUACAGUGGAUGGGAAAGAGGUGGAGUUUAGACAGUUUGUGCAUGCAGUUAAAGAAUUGCUGGAGAGUGGAGAUGUCAAGGUUAUAGCCGAUGCUAGACUGAAUGGCCAUUUCAAUCCUGAGCAAGUGGCGGUAAUGGUGAAAUUGGCUUGUCUCGAAGAAAGAAACAGCAGACCUACAAUGAAUGAAAUUGUAAAAGCUCUACUGGCAUGUGAUGAUGAAGACAAUCACCCAGCCUACUCAUGGUGACCGGCAAUAAACAACAGUGUAUCAAUUGCAAUAAGAAGAAUUGGUCUAGUAUAUUGCUUGAUAUUUGAAAGUAGAGGAAAAUGUUGCUAGAGAAAAUGUCAGGUUGUGUGUUGCAUAAAUCUUUCUGUAGAUGGAACACUAACUGCACUGUAUUGAAUGUUGUCUAUAUGAAUUCUUGCAUGAAACAUA